Molecule: messenger RNA, 1290 nt
Organism: Microplitis mediator
Lineage: Eukaryota; Metazoa; Arthropoda; Insecta; Hymenoptera; Braconidae
Product: prostaglandin reductase 1-like
Exons: 4
Coding region: 122-1138 (338 amino acids)
Biological process (GO): prostaglandin metabolic process
Cellular component (GO): cytoplasm
Molecular function (GO): 2-alkenal reductase [NAD(P)H] activity; 15-oxoprostaglandin 13-reductase [NAD(P)+] activity
Source: RefSeq, a predicted model, not a curated record
GUCGCCACGUCUAUAUAAAUACUCAUUCAACAUAUAAUCUUUGAUUAAACACUCGACAUACCAGUUCCGGUGACACACCACAUUCUAUCGCCACAAUAAACAGCACCAAUAAAUAAAAAUUAUGGUGAUUGCUAAAAAAUAUAUAAUCGAAAAAUAUUUCGAAGGCGAACCUCAGUCGACUGAUUUAAAAUUAGUGGAGGAGGAGUUACCGGCAAUUAAGGAUGGAGAAUUUUUGGUCGAAGCUGAAUAUUUAUCUGUGGAUCCUUACAUGAGACGUUACACCAUGAGAUAUCCAUUAAAGUCAACAAUGAUUGGUUUCCAAGUUGCCAAGAUAAUUGAAUCAAGAAAUCCCAAUUAUCCAGUGGGAAAAAAAAUAAUGGCGCAUUUAGGAUGGAGAACUCAUACAAUUGUUGAUGUCAACAGUACCGAAGAUCAAGGAUUGUUGAAUUUUAAACCUUAUAUUUUACCAGACUUUGGUGAUUUGCCAUUAUCUCUUGCUCUUGGUAUGCUAGGAAUGCCUGGAAAUACUGCAUACUUUGGAUUCACUGAAAUUUGUAAGCCAAAAACUGGAGAAACUUUAGUUGUGUCGGGUGCUGCAGGUGCAGUAGGCUCACAUGUGGGUCAAAUUGGUAAAAUUUUGGGUAUGAAAGUAAUAGGAAUUGCUGGCAGUGAAGAAAAAUGUAAAUGGAUUACUAAAGAUUUGGGAUUUGAUUACGCAAUAAAUUAUAAGACGCAAAAUGUUGUUGAGGAACUGAAAAAAGCUGCACCUGAUGGAAUUGAUUGUUACUUUGAUAAUGUGGGUGGAGAAAUAUCUAGCGCAGUUAUUUAUCAAAUGAAUCUUUACGGACGUGUCGCAGUUUGCGGAUCGAUUUCUGCUUACAAUGCUGAUCUUAAUGCACUACCUAAGUGUACUGUUAUACAACCACCUGUUGUAACCCAACAAUUAAAACUCGAGGGAUUCAUGGUGAUGCGUUGGUUGGAUCGUUGGAUGGAAGGAAUUAAAAAAAAUCUUCAAUGGAUUCAGGAAGGAAAAUUGGUUUAUCAUGAAACUGUAACUGAAGGUUUCGAUAAAAUGUUUGAUGCGUUUGUUGGUAUUUUACACGGGGAAAAUAUUGGAAAAGCUGUCGUUAAAGUUUAAUAAUUUUUUAUUACCAAAGAAAAAAAAUAAUUACCAAAUUUUUUACAUCAUUCAUAUUAUCAAAUUAUCAAAAAUAAAUAUUUUAUAUUAAAUACUCGUUAUAUUUUUAUUUACAAAAAAUUAAUUGUUGAAAAUAUAAUUAAAUAAAUUUA